AUGAAUGGUAGAGACUCACUUUCGCCAAUCAGGCGCGAACCUCGUAAAAAACGCUUGUCGAACGAGAUACUACCCACCACAGCCACUGGAUCGUCGAAGCGUGUUCGCAUGCAACGUACCAGUCAAGCUCAGCACCUAUCAGGCGCAGAAAAGACCGACAGAGUUUUCGCUGAUGAAGCGCAUGUGGAGCUUUUGAAGCCAGUGCCAUAUUGGCAUGCAAACCAAGGCCAAAAAGGAGGCCUGUCGCAACCACAGUUACACACUAAUAUAGACGACCCUUUCGCUUCUUUUGAUAAGAAGCUGGAAAACCUGGGUAACGUACCUCGUGCCGUGUCUAUGAAAGACCCGCAGUUGCUUCCGCCAAAAGACUACUGUCCACGUUUUAGCCCCAUGAGCUUACUUGACGGAACCAAGUACUGCUACGGGUGCAACAAACCCUCCGAUGAGACAGAGGAGAGGACUCAAUCACAGCUUUCUUGUGACAGCUGCGGCAAAGUCUUCUUCGACAAAGAACAUACCAAUACAAAUAGUUCGUCAAGAGUUAUUCCUGGUCGGCCGACGUUCUAUGGUCCGAAUUCUAUGGAUCCUUUACACGCUUUCGAGACUGCGAACCAAGCUACGGACCCUCGAAGGAUCAUUGAAGAGAAUGGCCCUUCAUUAGUUGCAGAUGGUGAAAUUGCUAUCCUCCAGCAACUACUUAUACGUCGAUCCAUCUACGCCUUCGCGCUUCAUACGGGUCGCCCCAUCAAACCACAUCUGUGCGACUACCCUGAUCAUGAUACUAUCCAGUUUCACGAUGACAACCAGCUUGAUCAUUUUGCGACCAGCGAUCUUCUCGGUAUCACUCGCGUCAACAAGGAGACCCGUGCCGAGGCCCUCCCCAUCUUCUACUCUGGCAACACUUUUGAGGUCGGUCCGGAUACUACGACUUAUUUUGACCGCCUGGCUUACUUGGGUCGCUUUGACAUGAUCCGCCACGUCCGGUUCAGCAUCGAGAUGCGCAAAGAGAGUACAUCACCCGGUCUCCUUCGCCGUAUGCACCAGUAUAUAAAGGAGGCUGACGCGUUCGAGAAGGGGCUGGCUCAACCUCCCGGCCGGCGUCUUUGGUCGCUCACGCGCCACCCGCAGUAUACCUAUGGCGGUAUCCCAGAACUCAACACACUGAUCGCGCUGAUGAAGCUCACCUCUCCCUUAGCUGAUAGAGACCAGGGCAGGAGCAAAGAAAACACAGCAUCCCGCUUCAAGCUCGUCGUCCCUGUUCUCAGCGCAUCCGCUAUGGCUUCUUUUGACCGCCUAAAGUGGUUCCCAGCCGUCAUGUACGGUCUCGGCAUCCAGGUCCACUACGUCGAGAAUAUGCCAUUCUCCUCUGUCCCCGGCAGCACGGUAGAUAUUACCUGGCACCAGCGAUUUCAGAAGAAGGACUUUGGCGACGUCCCCGAGUACGUUAAUCCGGUCGAUAGUACCGGCCAGACGGCGGCUUACAAGCGUGCCGUUGAGUUAGACCCGGAGUUGGAAGAGAAGUCGAGACCUAGAGGGUGGGCUUAUAUGUGUACCACUUGUGUUGGUGGCAACUCCGGAUGGUUCGAUAUCACGACUGAAGGUGGAGGUAUUGGAUAUGGUCCGCGAUAG
Molecule: messenger RNA, 1629 nt
Organism: Alternaria alternata
Lineage: Eukaryota; Fungi; Ascomycota; Dothideomycetes; Pleosporales; Pleosporaceae
Exons: 3
Coding region: 1-1629 (542 amino acids)
Source: RefSeq, a predicted model, not a curated record